GGAUGGCAUGAGGGUAAAUGAUGAGAGAAUUUCCAUUUUUGCGUGAACUGUUCUUUUAAUGUUUUGAGCAGACGAAAUCCCUGAAUAACUCAAAACGUAUGAAAGCAAAUGCAUCAUUACUGAAAGAGCGUGCAUCGUUAUUAUAACCAGUCAAAACCUAUAAACAGGAUGUUUUAAUGUCUAAACAGUGCAUUACAGGAAGUCCUUAGUUUGGUCCUUCACGCCAAAGCAGUCCAUACUUGUUAUGUAGUAUAGCUAAGCCAAAAUGAAGCUGCAAAUGAUUAAUUUCAGAAAGGACCGCAUUGUUUACUCGGUCCAAGGGAGUUGAAACCGGAGCUGCUGAUUCACGCAUGCGUGCCGGGUCCACGCAAGGACAAUGAAGUCAAGCCCAGCAGCGAUUCUUCUCCAGUCAAUUUGGACUAUUCGGAUGAGUGAGAGGUGCGAAACGGAUGACUCGAUGCACACCAGUGUUAUAUUACCGCAGGGCGAUCAUCUCUGCGCUUUUUUCUGAUGACCAGCUGCCGCUUUCAUGUAUCAAUAGUGAAGUUCCUGCUAUCAAGAUUCACUGCUGCGUCUGUUGGGUUUCCCCCUAAACAACAAGGACUUCAUGUGAUUUUGUAUGAGUUGCUGAUACAAUGUCUGAAGUCAGUAUCGGACGAAAAAAGAAAAAGUGUGAGAAUUGUACUGAACAGUGCAACAAGAAGCAGAGUGAUGAGGAGAUAAACUCACUGCAAGAGAAAGGUGUUGUCAGUGGAGAGGUAAGAGACUCUACCUCAGUUCAGCAGGUGUUGCUGAGCGCGUGUCUGUCCUGUGAAGGCUGCAUAUCGGAGGACGAAGGCCAGAAAAUCUCUCAACAGAAUCUAGAUGAAAUCAACCGUGUGCUUGCCCUUAAUAAGAAGUGUGACACUUCAAAGCACAAAGUUCUGGUGGUGUCCGUGUGUCCCCAGUCGCUGCCCUUUUUUGCCGUUAAAUUUCACUUGGAUGUUUCUGCGGCUUCACAGAAACUAUGUGGCUUCCUGAAGAGUGUGGGGGUCCAUUAUGUCUUUGAUACUACGAUAGCUGCUAGUUUUAGUAUUUUGGAAAGCCAGAGAGAAUUCAUUCAACGUUACCGUCGUAAACAUCAUGAUGCCAACGCCAUGCCGAUGUUCACUUCCUCAUGUCCAGGAUGGAUCCGCUAUGCAGAGCGUGUUCUUGGCAGCUUGGUCACGCCACACAUCUGCACAGCCAGGUCACCUCAACAGAUCAUGGGCUCCUUGGUCAAAGAUUUUUUUGCAAGACAACAGAAGCUGACCCCGGAUCAGGUUUUCCAUGUGGUGUUGGCGCCCUGCUUUGAUAAGAAGCUGGAAGCUGUGAGAGAGGAAUUCUACAACAGCAUUUUAGAGACCAGAGAUGUCGACUGUGUGCUUACAUCAGGAGAGAUUCUCCACUUGAUGGAACAAAGCAAAGUUACUGCAGAGGAAGUGGACUCUGCUCCUUUGGAUCACAUAUUUGGUGAGAGCAGUGACUCAGGCAUGAUCAGGCAUAAAGGUCGUGGAUCUGAAGGUUUCCUGGAACACAUUUUCAAACAUGCAGCCAAAGAGCUCUUUGGCCUAGACGUCCAAGAGAUUGUGUACAAGACACUCAGGAAUCGAGACUUCCAGGAGGUGGCGCUAGAGCAUGAUGGAGAGACCCUCCUUCAGUUUGCUGCGGUCUGCGGCUUCCGGAAUAUUCAGACUCUAGUGCACAGAAUGAGGAAAGGCAAAGUGCCCUACCAGCUAGUGGAGGUGCUUUCCUGCCCUGGAGGCUGUUUAAGUGGGCGAGGACAAGCUGAGGGAGAGGGAGGCAGACCUGACCGGGCUCUUGUUCAGCAAAUGGAAGCGUCCUACAGCAGCUUGCCUGUCCGUUUGCCUGAAUCCAACCCAGAGGUCCAGCGCCUCUACCAGGACUGGCUGGAUGGCCAAGAUUCCCCACAUGUUCAGCAAUGUCUCCACACUCAGUACAAGAGCCACACAAAGCCCCCCUCUCACAUACUGAGCCCAGACAUUCAGUGGUGAUUGGUAGGGGACAUUCUGUUAUUCUGUUAUUACUGCAAUUUGUCUGCAGUAAAAGAAAAGUUGAACAAACGACCAAACAGGCUUUCUGUUCUAAGCAGUAAAUCAGACUGCUUUAUUUAAUGAUUUGCGAUCAUUCAAGGGAUAGUUCUCCCAAAAAUGAAAAUUGUCAUUAUUUUCACUCACCCUCAUGUUGUUCCAAACCCAUAUGAUUUUUUAUCUACUCAGUCACGAUUCAUUUUCAUUGUAUGGAAAAAAGUACAGUGUUACCAUUCUUUAAAAUUCCUCCUCUUGUGUUCCUGGGAAGAAAGUAAGUCUCGAUUUCGAACAACAUAAGGGUGAGUAAAGAUUUUUAGGUGAACUCCCCCUUUAACUUGUUUCCUGGAACAUUUUUUCUCACAUUUCACCUAAAUGAUGUCAUGGAUGGUUGGACAACCAAUCAUCAUAAAGGUAAAGUGUGAUUAACACAACGAUAGCAAUAACACAGUUCUUUGUCUUUUACCUGUUAAACAACUGUGUGACUAGUAUUGCAAUUAGUCACUUGUACUGAAGGAAUUUGCUCUGUCUUUGUGUUUAUGAAUAUCUUAUCACUAAGAUCCAGCUGCAAAAUGAGCAACUAAUACAUACUGGUGCUAUGAAUAGAUUAAAAGAAUACCAACCAUCAAUAAGAGCUUCAUAAUUCUGACUGCAUUGAAAAUGCAUGAAUUUAUUUUAACAGACUGGCAGUGAUUUUUUUUUUGUCUUUUGGCUCACAUGCAACAAGAAAUAAGAUUAAAAUAAUAAUAACUCAA
Molecule: messenger RNA, 2821 nt
Organism: Myxocyprinus asiaticus (Chinese sucker)
Lineage: Eukaryota; Metazoa; Chordata; Actinopteri; Cypriniformes; Catostomidae
Product: nuclear prelamin A recognition factor
Exons: 12
Coding region: 636-2033 (465 amino acids)
Cellular component (GO): lamin filament
Molecular function (GO): lamin binding
Source: RefSeq, a predicted model, not a curated record